Messenger RNA from Pteronotus mesoamericanus, 1058 nucleotides. RefSeq names its product LY6/PLAUR domain containing 6 (gene LYPD6). Lineage: Eukaryota; Metazoa; Chordata; Mammalia; Chiroptera; Mormoopidae. The record is from RefSeq and is a predicted model, not a curated record. The transcript has 5 exons. The coding region runs from base 140 to 655 and encodes 171 amino acids. Gene Ontology annotation, molecular function: acetylcholine receptor inhibitor activity. Gene Ontology annotation, biological process: positive regulation of canonical Wnt signaling pathway.
GCCGCAGUGUUCGUGGGAUGGGGCAGCGGGCUGCCACUGGAGGCCGGAAUCCGCACGCAGCCCGGGUGCGAGUUCCCUCCUGUCAUCGUCUCCAGCCCUCGCUCCCGGGCGCCCUGCAUGAGUGACGCCUCAGUCUGCCAUGGACCCUGGCCCUGCCCUGGCCUGGCUCCUGCUCCUGAGCCUGCUGGCUGACUGUCUGAAAGCUGCACAGUCCCGAGACUUCACAGUGAAAGACAUUAUCUACCUCCACCCCUCAACCACACCAUAUCCUGGUGGAUUUAAGUGUUUCACCUGUGAAAAGGCGGCAGACAAUUACGAGUGCAACCGAUGGGCUCCAGACAUCUACUGUCCUCGAGAGACCAGAUACUGCUACACUCAGCACACGAUGGAAGUCACAGGAAAUAGCAUCUCUGUCACCAAACGCUGCGUGCCACUGGAAGAGUGCUUGUCCACAGGCUGCAGGGACUCCGAGCAUGAAGGCCACAAGGUCUGCACUUCCUGUUGUGAAGGAAACAUCUGUAACUUGCCACUCCCCCGAAAUGAAACUGAUGCGACAUUUGCCACAACGUCACCCAUAAAUCAGACAAAUGGGCAUCCACACUGCAUGUCAGUGAUAGUGUCCUGCUUGUGGGUGUGGUUGGGACUCACAUUAUAGCAGCUCAAAGGCACGAUGUGUAAUAGCAAUUUAUGGGGAUUUUGAUGGUCCACAGUCAUGCAUGAGUCAUUGGCCUGACAGCAGUUUCUGCAAUACUUAAGGAUGUCUUCCUGGCUAAGCAUUUCCACUUCCCAUGGGGAACAAGCAUUGCUUCAGUAUAGUCAUUUCUCCGAGGCCUCAUCGAAGCCAGCCUGCCCCCCAAAUAGACCACGUUGUAUACCAUAAACCUUUGUUUUGACUCCGACAACUAUUCCUGCAUUUACUGAGAUCUGGGCUCUUCAUUUGGAAUGCAUGCAUGAGCCAGAGAAGGUCCUGGGACCCUCUGAGGAGUUAGGCAAUGUGAAUAGUUGUAUGUUUUUCAGGAAGAAGUUAAAGGACCACUGGUUUAAAUAUAGCCAUGAAU